This is a messenger RNA of Pocillopora damicornis (cauliflower coral), 1965 nucleotides long. Its product is annotated as cytochrome P450 3A7. Lineage: Eukaryota; Metazoa; Cnidaria; Anthozoa; Scleractinia; Pocilloporidae. The record is from RefSeq and is a predicted model, not a curated record. Gene Ontology annotation, molecular function: steroid hydroxylase activity; heme binding; oxidoreductase activity, acting on paired donors, with incorporation or reduction of molecular oxygen.
CAGGCAUGCCAAGGCAUUCAGGGCUAUGCGAGAUAUUUGCAUGCAACACCUCGCUGCCCUGCGUUUAUGUUAUGCAAUACAACAAGAAGAAAAAGGGAAGAUUCUCAAUCUAGUCAUCUUCCUCCGAAAUUUAACGAAACGUGAUCGCCUUUAAUCCCAGAACAAGAAGAGAUGACCGACCUUCUACAAACAAUGAUUCAGUUUACAAGUGACCACUGGGUUACACUAUUGAUUGGAUUUCUGAUUUUCCUGUCUUAUCGGUUCUGCGUUGUACCUUUCACUGUGUUCAAGAAACUUGGAAUCAAAGGACCUACACCUCUUCCAUUUUUUGGGAACUCCAUACAGAACCAAUUUAAUCCAAGCAUUGUCCCGCAAUGUCAGAUAUCAUGGUGUAAAAGAUAUGGAAGGGUGUUUGGCAUAUAUAUAUUUCGUCAGCCUUUUCUGGUGGUGGCCGAUCCAGAUAUGGUAAAAGACAUCCUCGUGAAAGAAUUCACCAAAUUUCAUGAUCGGAAGAAAUUGGUAAACUUUCGAAAACCUUAUGACAGAAUGUUACAAGUUGCCAGUGGUCAGAAGUGGAAGGAUAUACGAUCCACGCUGUCCCCGACCUUCAGUGCAGCUAAAAUGAAGCAGAUGAUGCCCUUUAUGAACGAAGCAGUGAACACUUUUAUGCAGAAAGUGGACAGAAUUUCUAAGACAGGAGAAAUCGUUGAUUUCCAUAGGUGGUUUCAGAGUCUCACCAUGGAGAUAAUAUUUUCGACAGCAUUUGGACUCAAAGUUGAGACACAAACUGUUGAAAAUGAUCCAGUCACCGAGCUUGCAAAGAAAGCCAUGGCUCCACACCCUUUGCUCGGAUUAGUGUUCCUCCUGCCAUUCGGAGAAUACAUUAUAAAUAAUUUACCGGACCCUUUUGAUUGUGAGAAGAUUUUGUCGUUAUCAGCUGAUAUUAUCGCUCAAAGGAGAGAUGCAAAGGGCGAGAAAAGCGUGGCUAGAAAAGAUCUUCUUCAAUUGAUGUUAGAUGCAAAAGGCGAAACUGGCGGAGGAAAGAUUGAUUACGUUGAUAUUGAAGCACAGUGUCUUACUUUCCUUCUCGCUGGUUCCGAUACUUCCAGUACUACUCUGGGUUUUGUUUGCUAUGAACUCGCCCUUCACACAAAUGUGCAAGACAAGCUGAGAGACGAAAUCGACUGUAUGUGGGCCAGAGAUGAGGAGUCACCAUCAUAUGACACCAUUCAUAAGAUGGAAUAUCUUGAUAUGGUUAUUAACGAAACAAUUAGAAUGCAUCCUCCAGGAUUUGCACUUCACAGAGACUGCAACGAGGCUUGCACUACAAAAGGACAAGUCAUUCCUAAAGGAUUGCCAGUUAUGAUUCCAUGUUAUGCAAUCCAUCAUGAUCCGGAGAUAUGGCCGGAACCCGAAACAUUCAACCCAGAAAGGUUCACAGAGGCGGAGAAAGCAAAGCGUCACCCCUAUGCAUUUCUACCCUUUGGGUUUGGUCCUCAUAACUGUGUUGGAAUGCGAUUUGCUUUGCUGGAAAUAAAACUGACCCUUGUUAGAUUACUGAAGAAGUACAAGCUAGAGCGUACCGAGAAAACAGCUGUUCCAAUAAAGUUUGAAGUCAUGUUUACUCUGAUCUGCGCUCCUGACACAAUCAUGUUGAAGGUUUCACCAAGGGAUUAAACACAAUUAUAUUAUUGUCUUCUUCAACUUUGUAAAACGGUGAAAACGUUGUCUGGCUUUUAGAUAUGAGUCAUUUACCUGUGUAACAACCAAUCUAAAGUAUUAUAAGAAGUUGCUAGUAGUGUACUAUUAGUGAACUUUAUGAAAAACAUUUAUUACAAAUGAGACAAGUACAUAUUAAAUCUACCCUAUGCCCCCAAGGAAAAAAGGUGUAUACUAAAACAAUGUACUAAGAUCACAAAUAAAUCUAGUUGAACUCCACAUUAAAUGUGUUUAAAUACUACGACA